UAAAAACCCUCCCUUUCACCCAGUUGUAGUGUCCACCCUUCUUUCACACUGAAGGUCGCUGAUCUACAGACUCGUGGACAUCAGGAUGGUGCGCUGCUGGAUAUAAGCGACACCAGCCCCCGGGCCUUAUACAGAUAGAAUCCCCAACUGCUCAGCAAACGAUGUCAGCUUGUUGCGGCAUAGCAGACAUACUAGCUAUGUCGAAAUCACGCUCUUCGUCACUCAUUGUAUUGUCCACUGCAUUCGUAUAUCCCAUCUUGCAUCUGAAUCCGACCUGUCAUGCUUUCGCACACUGGUGCUGGUCUUUCCAUGCUCUCGCUCUUAUCGAACUGCCAUCGACAACGGAAAUACACGUGCAGCAUGAACUCUCAACCACUUCUCCACUCCCUCUCGUCUGAACUUCAUACAGUCCCCGUGUACCUACCUCCCGUCUUAUCAUAUCACUCAUUCACCCACCGCUUAGCCCAUCCUCAAUUCCCCUGGUCAUUAUGUUUCAUCACACAAUCAAGUCCGGUGGCCGGGAAAGCCUGUAUAUCAGACUUGAACAUGGGAGGAGGCGCUGGAGAUCAGUCAUCUGAGUGCCUUCAUCCGACGAAUCGACGUAUUGGGCGAUGUUGUGACUUUGUAAGAUCAUUACACAAGUCACCUGAGUCCUAUGAACUCGAUAGAAUUUUAGGCUAUGGGGAAGUUGUUGGAAAUCAUAAAACACUGUUCGAUCAUGCAGAUAAGCUUUUCGAUCUGUCCUUCCCAUCCGUUUGUGGUGUCCUUCCUUCCUUCCCUUACGCUAAAGCCUCUAUUUUACACGACUGCGAUAACCAGGACGGCACACUGUUGAUCGACAAGGCCAUCUCUCUCUAUACGAAGAAGUGCUGUGCCUCCACCCUGUUGGGCACAAACAUUUUGGCGAUUUAUUGGAAUCCCUUGGGCACACUCUAUUCAUCCGUUUCAACUAAUGCGGCGACAUUGAUGGCAUCGACUGCGCUAUCAACCUCCAGCACGAGGUCCUAACGUUGGAUGAGUAAGCUGCUUGUGUUGGCUGUUCACCCCACGCCGUAUGGCGUGGCUAUAGCAUAUACGGGGCCGUUAUGCGGUGACCGUAGCCGUACCAUCAGUAAUCUAAACUUCAAGUUGA
Messenger RNA from Suillus clintonianus, 1132 nucleotides. RefSeq lists its product as uncharacterized. The record is from RefSeq and is a predicted model, not a curated record. The coding region runs from base 280 to 1008 and encodes 242 amino acids. NCBI's taxonomy places the organism in Eukaryota, Fungi, Basidiomycota, Agaricomycetes, Boletales, Suillaceae. The transcript has 5 exons.